Amoebophrya sp. A120 is the source of this 1619-nucleotide messenger RNA. NCBI's taxonomy places the organism in Eukaryota, Dinophyceae, Syndiniales, Amoebophryaceae. The record is from the annotation of a GenBank genome assembly.
AUGGCCUCUCCUAGCGGUGCACGAGGGCGAUGGCAGGUGAAACUUGCCGGACAGUGGAAGGAAUUCUCAUUAUGGUAUUGAUAAAAACUACGCAUGAUCGAUGGUUGCGUUGCUGGUGGUCACGAAUGAAACCAAAAGGUAAUGAUCAGCAAGAACACAACAACCAUCGCCGAUGCUGAAAUGUAUGUAGUGGGUUGUGCAGAAGGCUCACCGGAAAACCUGCAGAGGGCGCGGGCUUCUUGAGCCGCCACAGUCUUGAAAUUACUUCCAAACCCCCCCGUGCGUUGUUUUUAUUUCCUUUCAAAACCGUGACCGCGAGCACCAGGUUAUUCAGGAAGCUUACGAUGCCGGGAAACCGACGGUGGAGCUGAGAGCUAUGGGAUUCUCAAUUGUUACAUUCUCAACUGUUGCGUGAAUUUGUGACGCAAGAAUGGCAACAGGGAAAGGCCGGAUCUUGCAACUCUUGCAUUACAAAUUCGGCACAGAUUUCCAUGGUGUUUAGCCGUUUCAAAAUUUGUCAUGCGCAGUAGCUUCACCAUGUGGACGUUGAUGCUCAUUUUGCAUUACAAAGCAUGUAACAGUUGAGAAUGUAACGUUUGAGAACGCCAUAAGAGCCAGGGGACAAACCUACACGAUUGAUUUCACCCUGAACACGCAAACCAACACGAAAACACCGCCCUACAAAGUUCGACCGAUACGGCACCCGGGGGUGGCGGCGGCCGGGGGAGGGGAAAACGCCUAUCCGGGAGGAGGAUUUAACCACGGGAGGAGAAGCUCGACCGGGAGCGUGGACAGGUAUAGGACGUGGCUGUUUGUCAUGCAUAAAGUGCAAUCCAUCUUUGUCUUUCACCUAUCUUGAUCUUCUCAUAGCUAUCCGCAAGAACAAACACGAUUUUUUGUUGAAGUCUCAUUUCAUGGUCAUGCUAGCGUCAGUCCCACAGUGUCGUCCUGUGAUGAAGAACAAUAUCAAUUGCCUUCUACCACGUAUCUAAACGUAAACAUCCCAGUCCGCCCCCAACGAAGAGCUACAAAUCCGCCGACCAGCACGACCCUGCAGCGGGACCGAGCUCCUCUCAAAUCGUACUUGGUGUUCCUGUAAACAGAAACUCUGCGCCUGGCGGGCCAACAACAGCGCAGCCUGCCCCUACCGUGAACUUCCCCCCUCCCGGUACCGCUGUGCCACCACCAAACCCGGCGGUAAAUAUUAACUCCCCGCCGCCUCCAGGAGGGACGAACAAGGGGAAGAACAAAGGAAGCAAGCAUAACCCGUCAUCCCCGCAGUUCUCCGGCUCCAUCACCGUGGUCGUCCAGACGCUCACCGGGAAGAAAAUUCCCGUGGAAAAUUUGAACCCAGCGACCACGACGGUUGUGAAUUUGAAGGAAAGAAUUGAAGCGGUGGAGAGGAUCGCGAAAAGUGAUCAGCGGUUGUUGUGCGCGGGAAGGCAGCUGGAGGAUGAGAAAUUGUUGAAUGACUAUGGUGUGAGGGACCAAGGGAUAGUAACGUUGCUGUUGAAGCUGUCUUGAUGAAGAUCAGUUUUGAUGGUUUGUCGACUCUAUUGCAGCCUCAGACAAGGGGCAGUAGAAGCUGCAGUGAAACAACUACAAAUCAGAAGAUCAAG